Messenger RNA from Glycine soja, 384 nucleotides. Its product is annotated as RING-H2 finger protein ATL81-like. Bases 1 to 384 code for a protein of 127 amino acids. Gene Ontology annotation, biological process: protein ubiquitination. The record is from RefSeq and is a predicted model, not a curated record. NCBI's taxonomy places the organism in Eukaryota, Viridiplantae, Streptophyta, Magnoliopsida, Fabales, Fabaceae. The transcript has a single exon.
AUGGAACUCUAUCCUUGGCUUCUCAUAGCUAGAACACUGGUAAUUUCUUUCACAUUUUUCACUCUCACCAUGCUCGGAUGGUGCAUUAAUACCAAUCACACGCGAUCCCUUCCUCCAGCAGGCUUAUCUUUUGAUAAUAAGUUCUCUCCUUGCAUGAGUUCAGAGUCUCAUUCAAUUACCUUCCAUUACAAGGCUGCAGAAGGCACAAACCAGACUGAAUGUGUUAUCUGCUUGACAAGUUUUGAAGAAGAGGAAAGUGUAAGGAAGCCUCACACUUGCAGGCACAUCUUCCACACCUCUUGCAUUGACCAAGUGAAUUCACCAAAUAGUAGAGUGGCUUUGGAUGAAAAUGAUCGUAUAAUCAAGGUCAUUGUUAACUCCUGA